AUGAAAAGAAACUUUAGUUCAAACGAAACUCCAAAUACCGGAUUCUUCAACCAAAUGUUAAUUGGUUUAAUCUUAGGUGAUGGAACAUUAGUUAAAAAAUAUAAAAAUGGGAAUACUUAUUUUCAAUUUGCACAAAGCAUAAUUCAUAAAGAAUAUGUUAAUCAUGUUUUUGAUAUUUUUAAAAACCAAAAUUAUUGUCAUCUUACAUCAAUGCCAGAAAAGGAUGCGGUAUUUAAAGGUAAAGUUUAUAAAUAUUUUUCUUUCUCUACUAAAUCUCUUCCUGAAUUUAAUGCCUUAUACACUCUUUUUUACCCAGAAGGUACAAAAGUGAUACCAGCAACAAUUGGAGAUUUGUUAACACCUGUCUCUUUAGCAUAUUGGGUUAUGGACGAUGGUGGUAAAUGUGUUCCAGGGUUCCAUAUAAAUACAAAUGGAUUUACUUUGCCUCAUGUACAAUUCUUAGCUGACGUUCUUUCUGAGAAAUUUAAUUUAAAAUGCUCAGUUCACGGAAGAAAUAGAAUAUAUAUAUGGGCAAAAUCUGUUCCUCAUUUUGAAUCCCUUGUCAAACCAUAUAUCAUUCCAUCAAUGGUUUAUAAACUAACAGAAACUCCAGAGUAG
This is a messenger RNA of Postia placenta MAD-698-R-SB12, 618 nucleotides long. RefSeq lists its product as hypothetical. Gene Ontology annotation, biological process: mRNA cis splicing, via spliceosome; photosystem I assembly; Group II intron splicing. NCBI's taxonomy places the organism in Eukaryota, Fungi, Basidiomycota, Agaricomycetes, Polyporales, Adustoporiaceae. The record is from RefSeq and is a predicted model, not a curated record. The transcript has a single exon. The coding region runs from base 1 to 618 and encodes 205 amino acids. Gene Ontology annotation, molecular function: endonuclease activity.